Molecule: messenger RNA, 1242 nt
Organism: Triticum dicoccoides
Lineage: Eukaryota; Viridiplantae; Streptophyta; Magnoliopsida; Poales; Poaceae
Product: peroxidase 57-like
Exons: 2
Coding region: 57-1040 (327 amino acids)
Biological process (GO): hydrogen peroxide catabolic process; response to oxidative stress
Molecular function (GO): heme binding; peroxidase activity
Source: RefSeq, a predicted model, not a curated record
CCAAGAGCUUAAUCGAUCACUCGCACCUACAGUAGCAAUUAGCUAGCUAGGUAGCGAUGGGGCACACCAGGGCAGCCGUGCUAGCGGUGGUGCUCGCCGUCGCCGUGCUGGGGCUUGCCACCGAUGGCCAGGCGCAGCUCCAGAACGGGUUCUACACGGGCAAGUGCCGCGGCAACGACGUGGAGGCUGUCGUCCAGGGUAUCGUCCAGGCCCGCUUCGCCAGCAACAGCGACAUCGUCCCCCACCUCCUACGCUUGCUGUUCCACGAGUGCGGCGUCAAUGGCUGCGACGGUGGGCUGUUGAUCAACGGCACCGGCACAGAGAAGAUGGCAAACCCGAACCUGAGCGUCAAGGGCUACGAGCUCAUCACCGCCAUCAAGACGGAGCUCGAGAAGCGCUGCCCCGGGGUCGUAUCCUGCUCCGACAUCGAGGUGCUCGCAACCAGGGACGCGGUCGCCGCGUCCACGGGGCGAAGAUACGCGGUGCGCACCGGGCGCAGGGACAGCCGGCGGUCCGUGGCCACCGACGUGAACCUUCCAGGGCCAGAUGACACGGUCCCCAAGGCAGCCGCUUUCUUCCGCAACCUCGGCCUCAGUUCGGACGACAUGGUCGUUCUGUUGGGCGCGCACACGGUCGGCGUCACGCACUGCAACAUGAUCAAGAGGAGCCGUCUUUACAGCUAUGGCGGCAAGGCCGGAGCAACCGACCCGAGCAUGGACCCCAACACCGCGGCCACAUACAAGAGGUAUCCGUGCCCCAACACGGCUUCGUCCGACAACACCAUCCUGUACCUCGACGACCGGUCCAGCGCGUCCAAGGUGGACAACAGCUUCUAUAAGAUGCUGCAGCAGCGCCGUGGCGUGCUCAUGGUCGACCAGAACCUCUACAACGACAGUUCCACGCGGUGGAUGGUCGACAGGCUCGCCAACACCGACCAUUUCACCUGGCUCUUCCCGCAGGCCCUCGUCAAGCUGGGGGAGGUCAAGGUGCUUACCGGCACACAGGGAGAGGUCCGCAGGGUCUGCACCAAGUUCAACUGAUGAAAUCAUCAUCAUUUUCUGAGGAGACAUCAAUUAAUGGUGUGCUUGUUGUGUUUAUUUCCGGUCGGAUUGGUGGUAUUUUUUUCUCCCUUUUUUGGUUUUGGUCGGAUUCAUCUCGAUGUACUCCGUUCUGACCGCACGUUCAAUUCAUUUAAUUUGUGUUCCAUUGAAUAAUUUCUAAUAACAUGAACGAUUGAGAUCA